GCUCUUUGGAGCAACAGCAAAAGCAGCAGCAGCUGCUGCAGCGGCAACAGCAGCAGCAGCAGCAGCCUGAGGAUUGCCGUUCGAACGGCUGCAUCGAGAGCGGCAAAAGCAGCAGCAGCAGUGCCGACAGCAGCCUCUGAUAGAGCCACCAUCCCAGAAACCAAAAGGCGGAGAAGCGAUCCCCCUUGCAGUGCAGUUGCUAGGGCCCCACGCUCGCGGAAUUACUCUGUCUCAGUUGCAGCUGGCCUUGGACCUUGCGCUGAAGCUCGCUUGCGGAGGCUGGGAGUCAGCAGGCCAACAGCAGCAGAAACAACAGCAGCACAAACAACAGCAGCAGCAGCAGCAGCAGCAGCAGCAGCAGCAGCAGCAACAGCAGCAGAAACAGCAGCAGCAGCAGCUACAACCCCCAAGGCCCCAGCUGUACGGGGAGGCCUACACAGGGUCUGCCCCAUGGCAGCAAUGCAUGCCCCAGCAGCAGCCGUUGCAGGCGCUAAAGCGGGCUGCGCCUCCCCCACCGACUGUGCGCCAGCAGCAGAUGCAUCAUCAUCAGGCUCAGUUCUCGAGGCUGCAGCCAAGCUGCGUGUUGCCCUGCACGCAAUCGAAGCCCCACCUGCAGCAAUUAGCGCUGCGCCUGCUGCUGCUACAUCAACUGGAGCUGCCACAUGUAGUCUAGCUGCAUUCCUUGAGAUUCUAUGCUGGCUUUUGCCUCUCGAAAGGUCCUUACAGCCUCGGUGCCAAGCACCAGUACACCCGGCAAAAUUUGCAGCAAUCCAACAGCUAUUCACGACCAAAGAGGAAGAUGUCAAGGAGAGGCGACACGUAGUGGGUCUGCAUGUAGCCAUUUCUGCGGACAAAAGCACAUACGCACGUAUAGAGUGGGAACCCUCCGGUUGCAAUAGUAGACAGUGUAUGAACCGAUGCAGACAGAUUAGCGCACGGACACGUGAGCAGGUAGGGAAGCAGUCGAACGCGCACGGAGAGGCUGAUAAUAUACAACCGAAAGAAAGGGGCAGAGGAAGCAUAAAAUGGGUGAUACAGGCAGCCAUAUACUGA
Molecule: messenger RNA, 1053 nt
Organism: Cyclospora cayetanensis
Lineage: Eukaryota; Apicomplexa; Conoidasida; Eucoccidiorida; Eimeriidae
Product: antifreeze protein Maxi-like
Exons: 6
Source: RefSeq, a predicted model, not a curated record